Messenger RNA from Aspergillus glaucus CBS 516.65, 315 nucleotides. RefSeq lists its product as uncharacterized. NCBI's taxonomy places the organism in Eukaryota, Fungi, Ascomycota, Eurotiomycetes, Eurotiales, Aspergillaceae. The record is from RefSeq and is a predicted model, not a curated record. The coding region runs from base 1 to 315 and encodes 104 amino acids. The transcript has 2 exons.
AUGGGAAAAUGCUUGAUAGCAACGGGUAUGGCCCGCAAGGAAGGAAUAAUCGAGCCAGAAGGUGGUGAGGAGGAACAGGGCUUCCGCUAUAAUCGAAUCACCAAGUGUGGAUAUGCUCAGCAAGAGAUAUCGUCCUAUGCAACAAGAGCCGUGACCGUCCGGUUCGACAGGGGCAAGCAUAUCUAUACCGUCCCUCAACACUUCGUCAAAAAAGUUCCAGCAUUCGCCGUCCUCUUGAGCGAGAGUCGCAAUUACUCUAUUUCUCUCUUUGAAGCAGACGAGGACGUAGGCCAUAUCAUGGUUUGCUAUCUCUAG